CCUGUAGCCUUUUUGAAGGGGUCCGCGGCUGAAGUGUGGAGGAAGUGGGGAUUAUUAAGGAGGAAAAAAGAAAAGCGGUAGUGGGGAGUCUGUGUGACUGGGCAGUAUAAAGGCCAGUUGGUGUAAGGUCAGGGAAUGCUUGAUAGACACUUAAUAUUUGGUCAGGGCUUUACUGCGUUGCUUCAGGAGUUAAAAAGUUUCUGUACAAGUGUCUGUGGCAGAUUGUCAGUCACAGAAGAGCACCAGCAUCUGCAGCACCACCAGCGAUGCACAAAUCAUUUCCUGCUUCGGGACCCACCUGUUAAGCUGAAUUCUGUUUUCUAAACCCUCGAUGCUGCUGGACCUGUAUGGUUGUAGUUCAGCUUGUCCCUGAAGAGAGGGAAGGAAGUAUUGACUAAAGCUGACAGAAAAAGAAAGCAGGCGUGAGAAAAGAACAUCUCUACUUGCUGAAGGAGAGGUGACAAUAAUAAAUAAUAUUAAAUGACUACAAAGGCCUGGAACUUGGAACUUCACUCUGCUCUGAAAUUCAUCUUAAGGAAGGUUAUCUAGAGGGAAGAUCCUGAGAGAGUUUGCAAUGGCAAUGCUAUGGAAAUUCAUGAGAGUAGCUAAGUAUUCUAAAACAGCUUUAUCACAGGAAGUAAAGGUAAGACGAACUCUCACCCAUUCAAGGCAUUCUUCAUCCAGAUCUGUACCUUCUGAUUUUGCUGCCAACGUACCAUCCUCAAAAACUGUGGAACUGCUUGGUAAAGCUUAUCCUCGAGAUGACUACAGUAAUGUCACAAAGAAGAUUCUCUCCAAGGUGGGGAAGAACUUGCACAACAAAAAGCAUCAUCCUUUGUGGCUAAUUAAGGAGCAGGUGAAGGACCACUUUUAUAAGCAAUACAUAGGACGUUUUGGAACUCCACUGUUCUCUGUCUAUGAUGGUCUUUCUCCAGUGGUUACAGUACAGCAGAAUUUUGAUAGCUUGCUUAUCCCACAAGACCAUGCCAGCAGAAAGAAAGAAGAUAACUAUUACUUGAAUCGUGAUCACAUGCUAAGAGCACACACAUCAGCUCAUCAGUGGGACUUGAUACACUCAGGUUUAGAUGCCUUUCUGGCUGUGGGAGAUGUCUACCGCCGUGAUACAAUUGACAGCACUCACUACCCAGUCUUUCAUCAGAUGGAAGGAGUUCGACUCUUCUCCUGUCAUGAGUUGUUCUGCAGUGUUAAAGAUGGUGAAGAUUUCCAGUUGUUUGAGCAAGGUCAUCGCACUGCGCACAAGCAAGAAUCUCAUACCAUGGAGGCAGUGAGGCUGGUGGAGUUCAAUCUGAAGCAAGUGCUCAUGAAGCUCAUGACUCACAUCUUUGGUGACGGACUGCAAGUCAGAUGGGUGGACUGCUACUUCCCGUUUACUCAUCCUUCCUUUGAGAUGGAGAUCAACUUCCAAGGAGAAUGGCUGGAGGUCCUGGGCUGUGGGGUCAUGGAGCAACAGCUAGUUAACUCAGCUGGUGCUCAGGAUAAAAUUGGCUGGGCAUUUGGCUUGGGUUUGGAGAGGCUGGCCAUGAUCCUGUACGACAUCCCUGACAUCCGACUGUUCUGGAGUGAAGAUGAACGCUUCUUGAAGCAGUUUAUUGUGCCUCAUAUUUGCCAAAAAAUAAAAUUCCAGCCACUCAGCAAAUAUCCACCUUUAAUCAAUGAUAUCUCGUUUUGGCUGCCUACAAAGACAUACUCUAAAAAUGAUUUCUAUGAUUUGGCCCGAACCAUCGGUGGAGACUUGAUAGAAAGGGUUGUCCUACUGGAUGAAUUUACCCAUCCAAAGACAAAGAAGGUCAGCCAUUGCUACCGUAUCAUCUACCGUCACCCAGAAAGGACUUUAACUCAGGAUGAGGUGCAUGACAUCCAUCAAGCUAUUGAAGAAUCAGCUGUUCGAGAACUUGGGGUUGAGGGCAGAUUCUCACAUCCAUGAUCUGAAGCCCUAGUUACAUUUCUAUUUCUGUUUUUUUUUUGUUGUUGUUUUUAUUUUGGGUGGAUGAGGUGACAAGAAAAGAGAGGAGUUUUGUGACUGAGCCUAGCAUGUGGAAACUGAUUGAGAAAUGGGCAAUGGUAGAACUUCCAGAUAAUAAACUUUACUACUGAGAAAUCA
Molecule: messenger RNA, 2122 nt
Organism: Rhea pennata
Lineage: Eukaryota; Metazoa; Chordata; Aves; Rheiformes; Rheidae
Gene: FARS2
Product: phenylalanyl-tRNA synthetase 2, mitochondrial
Exons: 9
Coding region: 575-1945 (456 amino acids)
Biological process (GO): phenylalanyl-tRNA aminoacylation
Cellular component (GO): mitochondrion; cytoplasm
Molecular function (GO): tRNA binding; phenylalanine-tRNA ligase activity; ATP binding
Source: RefSeq, a predicted model, not a curated record